Molecule: messenger RNA, 7410 nt
Organism: Rotaria sordida
Lineage: Eukaryota; Metazoa; Rotifera; Eurotatoria; Philodinida; Philodinidae
Source: the annotation of a GenBank genome assembly
AUGGGUCGACAUAUGUCGAAUAAUAUUCGAUGCACCUUCUCUGAUGGAAAUUCGGGAUUUUUACGUGCGGCACGAGCAGGAAAUCUCGAGAAGGUUUUGGAAUACCUUCGUUCAUCUAUUGAUAUAAAUACAAGCAAUGCUAAUGGAUUAAAUGCAUUACAUUUAGCAUCCAAAGAGGGUCAUGUAAAUAUUGUCCAAGAGCUUCUUUCGCGUGGUGCCAAUGUUAAUUCAGCGACGAAGAAAGGAAAUACAGCUCUUCAUAUUGCAUCAUUGGCUGGUCAGGAAGAAGUUGUCAAACUUUUAGUUAAAUAUAAUGCUAAUAUUAAUUGUCAAUCACAAAAUGGUUUUUCUCCUUUGUAUAUGGCUGCACAGGAGAAUCAUAUUGAAGUAGUGAAAUUUCUGCUUGCUAAUGGCGCUAAUCAAAGUUUAGCUACAGAGGAUGGUUUUACACCUUUGGCUGUUAGCCUUCAACAAGGUCAUGAUAAAGUGGUAGCUAUUCUGUUGGAAAAUGAUUCAAAAGGUUCAAAAGUACGUCUGCCCGCAUUACAUAUUGCUGCAAAGAAGAACGAUACAAAAGCUGCCGCCUUACUUUUACAAGGUGAAACUCAACCGGAUCUUAAUUAUAAGGAAGGAGGAUUUGUCAAUUGUACAACAAAGUCCGGAUUUACUCCAUUACAUAUCGCAGCUCAUUAUGGAAAUUUGGAAGUGGCACAAUUAUUAAUUACUCGUGGUGCUGAUGUUAAUUAUGCAGCAAGUCAAAAUAUAACACCAUUACAUGUCGCAUCAAAAUGGGGUAAAGAAAAUAUUGUUAAAUUAUUACUUGAAAAAGGCGCACAAAUUGAUGCUAAAACAAAAGAUGGCCUUACACCACUUCAUUGUGCUGCUCGAUCAGGUCAUGAUCAGGUAGUUGAUUUAUUACUUGAAAGUGGUGCUCCAUUUGGUGCAAAAACUAAAAAUGGUCUCUCAGCACUUCAUAUGGCUGCACAAGGUGAUCAUGUUGAUGCAGCACGUAUUUUACUGUAUUAUAAAUCUACAUUAGUCGAUGACGUUAGUUCGGAUUAUCUUUCGGCUUUACAUGUUGCAUCUCAUUGUGGAAAUUAUAAUGUUGCUAAACUUUUAUGUGAACGUCGUGCUGAUGUUAAUGCUAAAGCUUUAAAUGGUUUUUCAUGUUUACAUAUAGCAUGUAAAAAAAAUCGUUUAAAAUUAGUUGAAUUAUUAAUAGCUAAUGAUGCUGAUAUUGAAGCUCGAACAGAAUCAGGUUUAACUAGUUUACAUGUUGCAGCAUUUGUUGGUAGUCAUGAUAUUGUUAUUUAUUUAUUACAACAUGGAGCUGAUAUUGAUGCAGUAACGAUACGUGGUGAAACACCAUUACAUUUAGCAACACGUAAUAAUCAAGUUGAAAUUGUUCAAACAUUACUUCAUUAUGGUGCAACAGUUGAUGCUAAAGCUAAAGAAGCACAAACAUGUUUACAUUUAGCAACACGUUUGGGAAAUAUUGAAAUUGUUAAUUUAUUAUUAAAAGCUAAUGCAUUUGUUGAUAAUGAAACAAAAGAUGGAUAUUCAAGUUUACAUAUUGCUGCUAAAGAAGGACAUGAAGAAAUAGCUAGUUUAUUAAUUGAUCAUGGAGCUAAUUUAAAUUUAUUCACUAAAAGAAAUUUUUCAGCAUUACAUAUCUGUAGUAAAUAUGGUAAUAUUAAAGUUGCUAAUCUUCUUCUACAAAAAGGCGCUACACCAGAUAUUCAAGGCAAAAAUGAUUUAACACCAUUACAUUGUGCUGUUCAUUAUAAUCAUAGUAAUAUUGCAUUACUUUUAUUACAACAUGGUGCUAGUCCACAUGUAACAGCACGUAAUGGUUAUACGCCAUUACAUAUAGCUGCAAAAAAAAAUGCUCUUGAUAUUGCUGAAAUGUUAUUAGAAUAUAAUGCUAAUACAAAUGCUCAAUCAACGGGUGGUUUUACACCAUUACAUUUAAGUUGUCAAGAUGGUCAUUCUGAUAUGACUUAUCUUCUUUUAGCUAAUCAUGCCGAUCCAAAUAUAGCAUCAAAAUGUCAUUUAACACCAUUACAUUUAUGUGCACAAGAAGAUCGAGUUAAAUGUGCUGAAGCAUUAGUCAAUAAAAAUGCUGAUAUUAAUGCACAGACACUUAGCGGUUAUACAAGUUUACAUGUUGCUUGCCAUUUUGGUCAAAUCAAUAUGGUUCGUUAUUUACUUAAACUUGGAGCCAAUGUUAAUAUUGAAACAAAUCUCAUGUUUACACCACUUCAUUCAGCUGCUCAACAAGGUCAUGUUAUGAUUGUUAAAUUAUUACUUGAAUAUGGUGCAUCACCAAAUAAAACAAAUAAACAUGGAAUGACAGCUUUAUCAAUUGCACAACGUCUUGGUUAUAUAUCUGUUGUUGAAGAACUUAAAGUUGUUACUGAAACAACAAUAGCUAGUAAACAUGAAUUAAUAACUGAAGAGCGUUAUAAGAUUCAAGCACCAGAAGUUUCACAUGAAGAACAUCCAUUAACUGAUUCGGAAGAUGAAACAGCUUCUCUAGCUGAAGAUAAUAUUGAAGUAAUUUAUCCUGAGAUUGGAUAUUUUGCAUCGGCAAACACUAUUGACAAUGUUAAAAUACAUAAAAAGUCGACUAAAGAUAUGCUUGGUGAUGCUAGUUCAAAUGUUCAUAUGCAAUAUUUACGUGAAGGUGUUUUAAUGACUGAAGCUGAAGAAAAUAAACUUAAUCAAACAUCAUUUAUUAAAGAAGAGACAGAAUAUCCAAUGUUAGCAGCAAAAGAUCAUUGGACAGAAAGUCGAGAUAAUUUACAUGAUCAACCAACACCAUCAAUAGCACCACAAACUAUUGUUGCUGAUAAUGAAACAAUUACAAGACCACGUCAUGGAGGGGAUCGUUUUCAGUAUCGAUCAUUUUUGGUAAGCUUUUUGGUUGAUGCUCGUGGUGGUGCAAUGCGUGGUUGUCGACAUUCAGGUGUACGAGUUAUAAUUCCAUCAAAACGUGCUAGUAUGCCAACACGAAUAACAUGUCGAUUUGUUAAACGUGAGAAAUUAACGAUGCCACCACCAUUAAAUGAAGGUGAAGCAUUAGCAGCACGUGUUUUGGAAGUUGGACCUGUUGCUUGCAAAUUUCUUGGACCUGUUAUUCUUGAAAUACCACAUUUUGCUUCAUUACGUAAUCGUGAACGUGAAAUUGUUGUUUUACGAAGUGAUAAUGGUGAAAAAUGGACUGAACAUACAGGUCCAACAACAGAUGAAGCAGUACGUGAAGUACUUGGCGAUAUUGUUGAUUCUGAAGAUUUAGAUAAUGCUGAAGAACUUCUUUCACGACGAAUAACACGUAUUAUAACAAAUGAUUUUCCUCGUUAUUUUGCAUUAAUAACACGUGUUCGUCAAGAAGCACAUUUUAUUGAUGAACAAGGUGGUUUAUUAAUAUCAUCAAUAAUGUCAACUAUUCAAGCACAUAUACCAGAAAAAGCCUUACAAAAACGUAUUCGAAUAUCACUUCAUGUUUUACCAAUAUCAUCUCAAUUAGUUCAACGUUCAUAUGGUUCACGUGUUAAUGUAAGUCCUGUUGUUACUGUUGAACCACGUCGUCGUAAAUUUCAUAAACCAAUAACAUUAACAAUACCAUUACCAACUAAAUCAUCAUCAGCAAGAAAAUAUUCUCAUCAACAACAACAACAACAACAACAACAACAUGCAAAUGCAUAUACAAGUGAUUCUCAAACAUUACGUUUAUUAUGUAGUAUAACGGGUGGUACACAUGCUGCACAAUUUGAUGAUAUUACAGGACAUACACCAUUAACAUUUUCAAAUGAUUGUGCCACAUUUACAACAACAGUUUCAGCUCGAUUUUGGUUAAUCGAUGCACAAGGUAUACCAGAUGUAUUAAAAUUAGCACAUGAAAUCUAUCGUGAAGCUAUAUUAGUUCCAUAUAUGUCACGUUUUAUUGUAUUUGCUAAACGACAUGAUAUAAAUGAAGCACUUGUUCGUUUAUUUUGUAUAACAGAUGAUAAAGAAAAUAAAACACUUGAAAUGCAAGAACACUUUACUGAAAUAGCUAAAUCAAAAGAAGUUGAAGUUGUUAAUGGAAAUUCUAUAUAUAUCGAUUUACAAUCAAAUAAUUUACAAACAAUUAUAAAAACAAAUGAACAAUUAACAUUAGUAUUUCGUGCAUUUAAAGAAAAUCGUUUACCAUGUGUUGUUCGUAUACGUGAUUCAGAACAAGAACCAUCAGGACGUUUAGUUUUUUCAAAAGAUUAUGGAAAAUUAACAUCUAUACAACGAACAACAUCAAUUACAAUGACUAAUGGACAACCAUCAUCAUUAUCAUCAACAACAAUUAUUGAUCCACAAACAUUACAAACAAUUUGUAAUUUAAAUAUUAUUAUACCAGCUUAUGAUAAAGAUUUACUUGAGAGCGAAGAGCGUCUUCGAGCUUUACAUUCUAUUGAACAUGAUCGUCAUUCGGAAAGUUGGAAAUCGGAUGAUAUGUAUCGAAAAGGUGAAAUACGUUUAACUGAUAUUGCACGAUUACUUGGAAGUGAUUGGCCAGCACUUGCUGCUGAACUUGAAUUAAGUGAAGAUGAAGUUACAAAAAUUAUGGAUGAAUUUGGAGAAAAUGCUUCAUUACAAAUGUUACGUUAUUGGCUUAAAUCACGAGGAAGUGAAGCAACAGGAAAUUGUCUUCAACAAGCUUUACGUAAAAUUGGAAAAGAAAAUAUUGUUCAUAAUUGUGUAUUUAAUAUUGAAUGGGUUACUGAUGCAGCAGAAAAAGAAUUAGCUAAAGCUCGUCUCAAUAGUCGAGGUGGUAGUGUUGAUGGAACAGCAAUUAGUGGACGACGAUUAGAUGAAGGAUUUGAAAGUGAUGAAGAAUACGAACGUCGUCGACAUGGAAAAUCUAAUUUCUUAACUGAUGAUGCAAAUCGAAUACCAACAACAACAAUUAUAAAAACGAUAACAUUUGAAGAAAUAAAUGAAGAUGAUCUAGGAGGAAAAAAAGCAACUAAUGAAAAUAUUGUUUCACAAUUUAAACAAUUAGAACCACUUAAAAUGGUUAAACGUGAUCAUUCAAAAGAUUUUAUUCCUUCAUCAUCAUCAACAUCAAGUGCAGAUACAAUUGUUACUGUUGCUAUGAGAAAAAGUUUAGGUGAACGUGAUGGUCCUUUACAUUUUGUUGAUUCAAGUAAAGCACCUACACCAGCAUCACGUUAUGGUGGUUAUUAUUCAAUAUAUCAUCCACAGAAUUAUUCAGGUUCAAUAACACCAUUAAAUUAUCAAUCAUAUCCAUUUGAAAUGAUACAUCUUGAAAGUUUAAGAGAAAAAUUAAAUAGAUUAUCACGUGAUAAAGCUGAUCUCGAUGAUCCAUAUGGCACAUUAUCAAAGCAACGAAGUAUAGAUAUAAAUGAAGGACGAAUAACGCCAAAAGCUAGUUCGGAAUUUAAAUCAAAAAAAUCUUCAACAAAAUUAGGUGAUUUUGGUAUUGUUAAUAUUGUUCAAGAAACGACACCAACUUUACCAGAUAAUCAAUCAUAUUUAACAUCAAUUCAAUCAGAUAUAUAUGAAAAACAAACACCAAUACAACAAUUAACUGAACAAACUGUUCAAAUGCUUGAUGAUAUACCACCUAUACGUGCUAAUCAACCACCUGUAAGUGAACGUUUAAUAAAAUCGAAAAUAAUACCUGAACCAGCACGUGCAUUAGCGAAUGCACUAAAACAUGCUGUUGUUAGACCAUUAAAAAAGACGAUAACAAAAAAAAAAUCUUUUGAUGGAAAUCUAUCUGAACAACAAAUAAUACAUAAUCAUCCACCUAUUGUUCAUUCAUUUUCUACUCCAUCAUCAAUACUUAUUGAAAAUAAUGAUCAACAAUUAAAUGAAAUAUCUAUUGAUUCAAAUGAAUCAACAAAUGCAAUUCCAUUAACAUUAUCACCAAUUAAACCACCACGUUUAAGUGAUGAAUCAGGUUCAUCAUCAUCUAUUGAAAUUAAUUCACCACCACCAGCAAAACCACCAAGACAUUUUUCUUUAUAUAAAAAUGAUCAUGAAAAUAGUUUAAUACAACAAACAAAUAAUGUUGUAAAAAAAGUUUUAAAUAUUGUUGAUACAUUUGAUAAUGAUACAAAUAUUUUACGACAAUCAUCAUUAAAUGCAAAUCAAUCACUUAAUUGUCAAAUAUCGAAUAGUUUAAAAAAUAUUGAAACAUUUUCUGUUCAACCAAUUUGUAUUGCAAUAAAUACUGAUCUUUCAUUAAUGACAAAAUCUAUUGAUACUAGUAUAGAUAAACCAAUGACAAUCAAAUCAUUGCCUUCUUCUUCUUCUUCUUCUAUUGAACAAUUGAAUAGUUCAGAAAAAUCAAUAAAUGAAAUCAUUCCAAUUGAAAUAAGUCAAUUGGCUAAAGAUGUAACAGAAAAUAUUUUACAAGAAGUUGAAAAACAAACUAAAUUAACAAAUUUGAAUUCAACUAUAAAUAAUAAUCAACAAAUUUUAUUUGAUAAACUUACGCAAUUAGAACAUGAACAAAUGAAUAAAAAAUCUUGUGAUAAUAUACCAUUAAUUUUUCCUUCUAAAAUUACUACUCAUAUAUUACCUACUCAAACUAUAUCACGUCCAUCGAUGUUUGUUUCAUUGAGUUCUUCAUCAUCAUCAUCAUCUAAUACGACGACUAAAACAAAUUCACCAUUACUUGAUAUUGUUACAACAAAAGCAGCACCUUUAUUUACAACUUCAGUAAGAGUUACUAGUCCAUCAACAUCUAUACUUUCAUCAACAUCAAAAACAAUUACAUUUACCAAUGAUGAAUUAACUAAUACAUCAAAAUUAAUUUCUCAUAGUAAAAAAAUUUCUACUCAUACGAAAGUAUUACAAACUAAUAGUAAACAAGAUAAUCUUGAUUCAACAACAUUAACUUGUUCAUUUCCAUCUGAUUAUGAUAAUUUACAUGGUUCAAGUAGAAGUUUAAAUUAUGAUAAUCAUCAAACAGAAAUCUUAUCAUCAACUAUACCUUCAUCAUCAGAGACAAUGUCAUCAACUACAUCAUCAUCAAUGACAACAAUAUAUGAAAGUUUAGAUAAUUUUCCAUCAUUAUCAUCAUCAACAACAAGUCCAACAUAUGUAUCAGCAGUUAGUACAUUUAAUACAGGUGGUACAACAACACCACAACAUUUAGAUUUUGAUAUAAGUGAUGAAGAUCUUAUUGAAUCAUUUGAUAGUGAAAAAACACCUCAAGUUUCGACGCCUAUAAUCGAAAUAAUUGAAGAUAAUAGCGAACCGAUUGAUGAAUGCGAUAUGACAUUUCUUACUGAAGUUCUUGCUCAAUACAAUCAGAAUCUUCAUCAUCAAGAUAAUCUCGAAACAACAAAUGUUCAAACAUCAUUUAAUAAAGAAGCUCAAAAUGAAUCGAGAAAUCAAUAA